GGGUUUAUAUCCUGGUUGUGUGCGCCCGCUAAGUAUUCCGUUGCAGUUCUUUGAACCCAACAAGCAGCUCGUCAAACAACAAUGUCUGGAAGAGGAAAAACCGGAGCAAAGGCCCGCGCUAAGGCCAAGACCCGCAGCUCCCGCGCCGGCCUGCAGUUCCCCGUCGGCCGUGUCCACCGUCUCCUGCGUAAGGGUAACUACGCGGAGAGAGUGGGCGCCGGGGCCCCCGUGUACCUGGCCGCCGUGCUGGAGUACCUCACCGCCGAGAUCCUGGAGCUGGCCGGCAACGCCGCCAGGGACAACAAGAAGACCCGCAUCAUCCCCCGCCACCUGCAGCUGGCCGUCCGCAACGACGAGGAGCUGAACAAACUGCUCGGCGGCGUCACCAUCGCUCAGGGCGGCGUCCUGCCCAACAUCCAGGCCGUCCUGCUGCCCAAGAAGACCGGCCAGUCCGCACCGAGCUCCGGCAAGGCGGGAAAGAAGGCCUCCUCUCAGUCCCAGGAGUAUUAGCUUCCGGGGCUAAUAACUUUCAACCCAAAGGCCCUUUUAAGGGCCACCCACUCGUCAUCGAACGAGCAACGUUCCCUUUUAGUUCAUGUCUCGUUCCUCGACUUUUUAUUUAAUAAAAGCUUGUUUUUGUAA
This is a messenger RNA of Scophthalmus maximus (turbot), 642 nucleotides long. Its product is annotated as histone H2AX. The transcript has a single exon. Gene Ontology annotation, molecular function: DNA binding; protein heterodimerization activity; structural constituent of chromatin. The record is from RefSeq and is a predicted model, not a curated record. Bases 82 to 510 code for a protein of 142 amino acids. Gene Ontology annotation, cellular component: nucleosome. NCBI's taxonomy places the organism in Eukaryota, Metazoa, Chordata, Actinopteri, Pleuronectiformes, Scophthalmidae.